Rhizoctonia solani is the source of this 492-nucleotide messenger RNA. RefSeq lists its product as uncharacterized. The coding region runs from base 1 to 492 and encodes 163 amino acids. NCBI's taxonomy places the organism in Eukaryota, Fungi, Basidiomycota, Agaricomycetes, Cantharellales, Ceratobasidiaceae. The transcript has 2 exons. The record is from RefSeq and is a predicted model, not a curated record.
AUGCUGAGUCAAUUACGUCGCAUGAAGCACGAAUCUGGGCGCGGACCGAUUCACGAAAUUGCUCGUAUUAGAGAAACACAGCAGCGUCGCCGUUUCGUGAAACUUUCGACAAAUCGGUUCAGCCAUGUGACUUGCUGGCUCAAAUGGGAGGGCCAGAUCAGGCAAGUGCGCUACGACGCGACGCUGGUCAAGAUUUCAUCCUGCCGCGGAAAUUUGCCUGAAUGCAAUUGCAAGAUCCAUAAGAGUGAAUCCGGCUCUCGCUCGAUCUCCCUUUGUCAGAUUCACGAACUCGCGCCAGUAAUUUUGAACGAAUCCCUCACCCUACUUGAGCAACGCAACCAGCUACUCAAUCGUCUCGCUUCAUUGAACAAAGCACUUGCGAGCGAAAAGCUAGGAGCUGUAGGGGAGAUAUGUUCAACGUUCGUUGAAAAUGAGCUCGACAAAGCGUCCUGGAUUCGUCGUGAAAGUAGCACAGGUGGCACUGUUAUGUAG